AUGAGUCUCGAACGAUGGCAGCUACAGGCCCAGAAGGGCAGAGAUAUUCUACAGAACUCCAUUCCGAAGCAAUGGCUUCUCCCUGCUGACAGGUUGCCGCCUGUUUCCCAGAAGAGCGUGGUUGAGUUUCCUAGGGAAAGUGGGCUACUGAGUGAGCGCGAGCUGAAGAUUACCGAUAUGUCAGCUACUGCACUAGUGGCCGAAAUGAGCAAGGGGAAUAUGACUGCAGAAGAGGUGGUGGUUGCGUUCUUGAAAAGAUCCGUCCUGGGUCAUCAAUUGCUUAACUUUGCAACUGAGUUCAUGGCAGAUGAGGCAAUCGCUCGUGCUAAAGAGCUUGAUGAGUAUUACCGACGUACAGGGAGACUAGUCGGGCCACUUCACGGUGUUCCAAUUAGUGUGAAAGAGCAUUUAUCUUUCAAGAAUCGAACUUGCAAUACAGGUUAUGUUGCAUGGGUCGACAAGGUCGCCACAGAAGAUGCCCUUCUCAUCCAGCUACUCGGCAAAGCCGGUGCGGUCUUCCACGUCCGCACUAAUCAGCCCCAGUCGUUGAUGCACCUGUGCUGCAGCAACAACAUCACCGGCACAACUGUCAACCCAUACAACCGCGCUCUGACCCCAGGCGGAUCAUCAGGUGGCGAAGGCGCUUCAAUGGGCUUCCGCUGUGCCCCGCUAGGUAUUGGCACUGAUAUCGGUGGAUCAAUUCGUUGUCCAGCGGCAUUUUGUGGUGCCUAUGGUUUCCGUCCCUCGACACUUCGUAAUCCCGGAACAGGAAUUAAAGUCGCUUCAUCGGGCCAGGAGACCAUUCGAGGUGUAGUUGGACCAAUGGCGAGUCGCUCAGUUGAAGAUCUAGAACUGUUCCAACGAGCUGUGUUGGAACAGGAGCCUUGGGACCAUGAGACGUCAUUGAUGCCUGUGCCGUGGAAGACGGUUCCUCCGACUCGGAAUAUGACUGUUGCUAUUAUGUGGGAUGAUGGAUGGGUUCGGCCGCAUCCCCCAAUCACUCGGGCCCUCGGGUACGCCAAGGAGAAGUUGGCAGCUGCGGGGGUUAAAGUGGUGGAUUGGGAACCAUAUAAGCACAAGCAUGGCUGGGAAGUUAUUUCUGCCCUAUACUACCCCGACGCCGGCGCCAAACAGCGUGAACUCAUGCGCGAAUCGGGAGAACCAGCACGCCCUCUCACAGAAUGGGCCCUGUCUUACAGUCGUCCCUCGCCUCUCUCCCACGCCGAAACCUGGGAGCUACAAGAACAGCGAGAAAUCUUCAAGGAUGAAUACAACGCUCUUCUUAAGCGUCGUGGUGUCGACUUUAUAUUAUCUCCGACAUAUCCUGCAGCUGCAGCCGUUAUGGGCGAGUCCCAGUAUUGGAACUAUACUGCCAUCUGGAAUUUGGCGGACUUGCCCUCUGCGGUGUUCCCGUCCGGGCUCACUGUUGACCCUAAGUUGGAUGUGUUGUCCGAACAGGAUAAGAAGUAUAUCCCUCGGGAUGAAAUUGAUGAGAGGGAGUGGCUGAAGUAUGAGGGCCCUGAGCGGUAUGAGGGCGCCCCGGUGGGAUUGCAGAUAGCUGGAAGACACUGCAAGGAUGAGGAGACUUUGAUGGCGGCCAAGGUGGUCGAGGAGAUUAUGAAGGGCGAGAAGAAGGAUUCAAAGCUUUAG
This is a messenger RNA of Penicillium arizonense, 1650 nucleotides long. RefSeq lists its product as uncharacterized. The coding region runs from base 1 to 1650 and encodes 549 amino acids. The record is from RefSeq and is a predicted model, not a curated record. The transcript has 7 exons. Lineage: Eukaryota; Fungi; Ascomycota; Eurotiomycetes; Eurotiales; Aspergillaceae.